This is a messenger RNA of Siniperca chuatsi (mandarin fish), 2611 nucleotides long. It is a transcript of the gene etnppl, whose product is annotated as ethanolamine-phosphate phospho-lyase. NCBI's taxonomy places the organism in Eukaryota, Metazoa, Chordata, Actinopteri, Centrarchiformes, Sinipercidae. Gene Ontology annotation, molecular function: pyridoxal phosphate binding; transaminase activity; ethanolamine-phosphate phospho-lyase activity. The record is from RefSeq and is a predicted model, not a curated record. The coding region runs from base 100 to 1581 and encodes 493 amino acids. Gene Ontology annotation, cellular component: mitochondrion. The transcript has 13 exons.
GCGUAUAAAGCCGGGUUAUUUCUGCACGAGCAGAUGUAGCUAAUCUUCGAAGCAGUGGGGUGGAACGAGUGCGUCGUCCUCCAGCUGGACAACAUCAGGAUGUCUGCGGAAAAAGUUGAGAAAAAGAAGACGAUAGACUUGAGGAAGAAGCACAUUGGGCCAUCUUGUAAGAUUUUCUUCAGCCAUGACCCCAUCAAGAUUGUGCAAGCCAAAGGCCAGUACAUGUAUGAUGAAAAAGGACAGCGCUACUUGGAUUGCAUCAACAAUGUGGCUCAUGUGGGCCACUGUCACCCAGAUGUGGUGAAGGCAGGAGCUCAGCAGAUGGAACUGCUCAACACCAACUCGCGCUUCUUGCAUGACAACCUUGUACUGUAUGCCCAGAGGCUGCAGGCCACACUGCCCGACAAGCUGUCUGUGUGCUACUUUGUCAACUCUGGCUCUGAAGCCAACGACCUGGCGCUUCGUCUUGCAUGGCAGUACACAGGUCACAAAGACAUCAUCACGUUGGAAAAUGCGUACCACGGCCAUGUCUCAUCACUCAUUGACAUCAGUCCGUAUAAGUUCCACCACCUGUCAGAUGUUGAGCAGAAUCAAUUUGUCCAUGUGGCUCCGAGCCCAGAUGUGUACAGAGGCAAAUACAGAGCGGACCACCCUGACCCUGCCUCAGCAUAUGCAGAUGAAGUCAAAGAUAUAAUACACAGAGUCCAUGAAAAAGGAGGCAAGAUUGCUGCUUUUACUGCUGAGUCAUUGCAGAGUUGUGGCGGGCAGGUCAUUCCCCCCAAGGGCUACUUCCAGCAAGUGGCAGAACAUGUCCGCAAGGCAGGGGGCAUUUUCAUCGCUGAUGAAGUCCAAGUGGGCUUUGGGCGUGUUGGCACCCACUUCUGGGCUUUCCAGCUUCAGGGACAGGACUUUGUGCCUGACAUUGUCACCAUGGGAAAGCCUAUUGGCAACGGCCACCCUAUGUCAUGUGUGGUCACAACCAAAGAGGUGGCAGAGGCCUUCGCGUCAUCUGGAAUGGAGUAUUUCAAUACAUUUGGUGGUAACCCAGUGUCGUGUGCUAUCGGUCUGGCUGUCCUAGACGUGAUUGUGAAAGAAGAUCUCCAGGGUAAUGCACUGCGUGUGGGCCAAUACCUGACCAAUCUGCUGGAAAAGCAGAAAGAGAAGCAUCCACUGGUUGGUGAUAUCAGAGGUUGUGGCCUCUUUGUUGGGGUGGAGCUUGUGAAGGACAGGUUGAAGCUCACUCCUGCUACAGCAGAAGCCCAAGAAGUCAUAUAUAAGCUUAAGGAACAGCACAUCCUUCUUAGUGCUGAUGGACCACAUCGCAAUGUGCUCAAAUUUAAGCCCCCCAUGUGCUUCUCUACGGACGACGCUGACCUGGUGGUGGAGAAUAUCGACCACAUUCUCACAGAGCUUGAGGAAGCAUUAGGCUUGAAGUUGCACAAUGCAUUGACUGUUGAGAAUGAAAGCACUAAAAGACAGCUGCCAACUGAUGAAAAUGGACACCACUAUCACAGUGGGUUAGUACACAGCAAAGAAGGGAGUCAAGGAGUUCCUCGACAAACCAAACGCCUGAAGACAUAACGCUGCUUUUGAACAGUCGGAGCUGUGAAGGGACGACACUUUAUCUUUUACAUAGUUAAAGAACUGGUAAGCGAGACUAUGAACUUGGGAGGUGACAAAACGCUGGGAAAGUAAAGUGCCUUAGCAUGUCGCCUAAUGAAAAAUGUUUUGACAUUAAUAAUAAUGUAUUUGUAUCUGUGAGAUUGCAGUGUCUUCUCAGGUAUAAUUUUUUAGUAGCAUAUUGGCUCUUUAUUAGUCAUUAUAAAGCACUUUUUUACAUGAAUGCCUUAUUCUGCAUGACCAUAUUGCACAACUACUGUGUGCUAUAAUGGAUUUACUAAAUGUGAAGAGGAGGCAACUUUGGAAUAGGAAACCUGUGUGUGUUAAUAAGUGUCAAACUACUAGUGAAUUAGUUAUGAGCAAGACUCAUAACUAAUUAGAAUGGGGAACAUAUUCUGAGUUAGAAAGAGUUAUUUGGACACUAUUAACACUUAUAGUUUUCUUUUGAUACAUAAGAAUAUACCAUAUUUAUUCAGUGUUAUUAAGGGAGAAUUACUAUUCUUGUGGUACUACCACUUUAUAACGCCCAUAGUGAGCAAAGCAUAUUAAGAUAGUAAUUUAUGUACAACAACUUCCUUACUGGCUAUCAAUAGGAAGUAAUUAGGAGGUUAUUGGGGGAAAUCUCUCAUUAAUGGCCUAGUAGUUUGUAGAAUAUGGUCAUGCAGAACGAGGCAUUAAUAAGUGCUUUAUACUGACUAAUAAAGAGCCAAUAUGCUACUAAUAUGCAUGUUAAUAUGCAACUAGUUAAUGGUGAAUAUGUGUAUCUUAAUAUAAAGUGUUACCAAUAUUUUUUAUUACACUUCAAGCCACUUGUUCAGCAUAACAGCAUGUCUGUUAUGGUUUUACUUUGGUGCAAAAAAAAAUCUCUUAAUUAUGCGAGUUACCAUGCUACACAACCUGUAUGUUUUUUAUUUAAAUUAAUGCCAACCUUCACUUUACCAUGAUUUUCAGGGAAUUGUAAUUUUAAUAAAUCAAAACAUAUGUCAAAACA